Molecule: messenger RNA, 1168 nt
Organism: Entelurus aequoreus (snake pipefish)
Lineage: Eukaryota; Metazoa; Chordata; Actinopteri; Syngnathiformes; Syngnathidae
Product: ubiquinol-cytochrome-c reductase complex assembly factor 6
Exons: 4
Coding region: 294-605 (103 amino acids)
Biological process (GO): mitochondrial respiratory chain complex III assembly
Cellular component (GO): mitochondrion
Source: RefSeq, a predicted model, not a curated record
AAACAUUUAAGUAAUAUCUUUACCAUUUGUAUAUGUUUAUUUAUAUACGUAGCACACUUUAUUAAUCUUAUAAUAAUCACAGGUAAUUACUUGUUUAACAACCAUGUGGACGUUUAAUAAAAAAGCCAAAGAGUAGGUGCUCUGUAUUGUAAAACUCUACAUAUGCGAUCUGUGAUUUGCUCUUGUGUCCUGAUGUUUGGUAAUGAUUCCGGAAUAGUGUUUUUUAAACUUUUUUUCCCACAUACUCUACUGAAAUAAACGAGCCCGAACCACAUCACCUCCGAGCUGAGAACAUGCCUGCUGGGGUGUCAUGGACUCGCUACCUGAGGAUGUAUGGAGCAAGCAUGCUGGCACUGUUUGCAGGGGCGCAGGUGGUCCACCAGUACUACUUACCCGACCUGGUGGUCAGGGAGAGCGUUACACAGACUGGGAGCGGCGUAGCAGAAAGCCCGGUCUCCCAUUGUUCGCAGCUUUGUCCUCGGAGGUUGGAGGAGGUUAGCCUGUCCGGAGCGGCGGUGUCGAGUGGAGGAUUUGGGGAGUAUACCGGAGACGCCGCCAAAGCCUGGCGAGCUUCGGACGGAAUUGCUCGGCUUCAAAGUCCGUGAAAAAAUGACGGUGGCCAUUGAACAGCAACUGGAGGGCAAACAGAAGCUGGACUGAUGUGGGGACGUAUUUGAUAGGACGGACGCUGAAUCAUCACAACUUUGUCGUUGGCUGCAAGACAUCCCGGUGCCUCAAAAUGACUGUUUGGGCUGUGUCUGCAAAGGGAAUACUUUUGUUCAGUACACUUCAAUGAGUGUUCAAGAUGGCGAUGAUUGAUGGCUGCACACUCGCCAUUUGGGGCACUGUCCGUGUGAAUGCAGCCGUGCACUACAAAAAUGCAAAGUGUAAGUACGGGAGUGCACAGAUUCAGACACAGCCUCUGUGUUUAUUUUUACCUGCACUCUCACACCUUUAAUUUCUUGGUAAUGCGGGAGAAACGUUGCUUAUAGGCCAUCGCAGUAAAGCCACUAAAUUAAUAUAUAUGUUCAAAGAUGUCCUAAAUAAAUGAAAUCACUAUUCUAUCUUUUUCAGCCUUUUUACUGAAUCAAAAAUAUCAAAAUGUCUCUCGGCAACCUUUAAUUUAGAAAAUAAAAAUUAAUUUGUUAGGAUAACCACUUUUAGAAUG